This is a messenger RNA of Paracoccidioides brasiliensis Pb18, 2535 nucleotides long. Its product is annotated as translation elongation factor Tu. Gene Ontology annotation, molecular function: GTP binding; GTPase activity. The record is from RefSeq and is a predicted model, not a curated record. The coding region runs from base 1 to 2535 and encodes 844 amino acids. Gene Ontology annotation, biological process: translation. The transcript is spliced from 5 exons.
AUGUCCCGUAACCGCGUCAAAAACAUUGCCUACGACGACGAUGACUGCGCCUCUGAUGACUACGACUACGAUGAUUACAGUACGGCCCCGGGCACAGGCCCAGGCCACAAUGACAUGACACCCGAAGAUCGCGAAGAGAUGCGCCAGUGCACGGUACUUGUGCGUGAACUACUGGAUGCAGACAUACCGCCCGUCCCUGCGUCUGACGAGGAGAUUUGGGAGGCGCUUUGGUAUUAUUAUUUUGAUAUUGAGAAGGCGGUUGGGUGGUUGAGAAGGAAAUAUACACCAAAGACACCGAAGGCUAAAGCGAAAGCGAAGGGAACCCAUCCAUCUCCAUCUCCAUAUCUAAUUCCGGAAUGUCCGCAGCCCUUCUCCACCGCAGAUUUCUUCAAAGAUUCUCCUUGGCUGAAUAUUCCUGCCCAGUGCAAAGCUGAUAUUCUAAUCGAGCCUCUCUAUCCUCCAUUGGGGCUGUUGGGCGGUGCACCUGAGGCAUCAGGGAAGGUGUCUAAACUUGCUGCGCUGGCUGCGCGGAAAAGAAAAGACAAUGAACAUCAUAAGGCUGCGAGUGUAGCUGGCAGUGGCAGCGAAACUGCCAGUGAGGCGUGUUCACUCUCAUCGGAUGACCAGCGGAGUGCUCCUAUGUCGCUACUAGAGAGGCUCGCGGUGAAUGGGAAAUCUCAGGGAACUGCGGCGGUGCCAGCUAGGCCGAUACGUCUCCCAUUGCGGAGUGGGAAGGGUCCACUAUUAAACAAUAAACCCAAGCAGCCGGUUUCGCCACUCAGUUCUACUGCCACGACAGAACAACCACCUAUAAACUGUACAGCUGAGCCCAUGAUUGGAAAGAGGAAAGCGGCAGCGAUUUCCAUAGAGACGACAGAAGGCCGUCCUUCAAAGUUACCCGACCUACGCGCGGAACCCUCGGCGUUUGCUAUGGUCCUUAUUGGAAUGCGAGGGAUUGGAGUUGGAGUUGGAGAUGAUCAUAGAGCUUCACCACCGCCCAAACCUAUCACACAUAACAUUGACGUCAUGAAGUUUUUUGGUCAAGAUCUUACUGAAGCGUUUGACUUUGCAGAGCCCAGUCCAGAUGAUAUUGUCAUCAAUGCACGAGAGUCUGCUAAAGGUGCUAAAGCGAAACGAACUGCAGCAGCAGCAGCAGCGAAGGGGACGGGUGCUGCCUCGAGUAGAACCCUUCCGGCUGACGUGACAGAUGGCGUUAAGCAGGUAUCUGUCCAAGAGACUGUGAAGGUUAAGAGCAAGAAUUUGGAUGUGUUGGCGGAGUAUCGCAAGACUGAGAGGAAGAAGGCGGCGAACUUUGUCGUUAUCGGCCAUGUUGAUGCUGGGAAAAGUACAUUAAUGGGAAGGUUACUAUACGAACUUAAAGCCGUUGAUCAGCGAACCAUCGACAAAUAUCGAAGGGAUGCCGAUAAGAUCGGUAAGGGCUCAUUCGCGCUUGCAUGGGUACUUGAUCAGGGUUCCGAAGAACGUGCGCGUGGUGUAACAAUCGACAUUGCCACCAACCAAUUCACGACGGAAAAUACCAACUUCACUGUUUUAGACGCACCAGGUCAUCGUGACUUCGUCCCCAACAUGAUCGCUGGAGCCAGCCAAGCUGACUUUGCUGUGUUGGUUCUUGAUGCAACGACGGGAAACUUCGAAUCCGGGCUUAGAGGACAGACGAAGGAGCAUGCUCUACUGGUUCGAAGCAUGGGUGUUCAGAAGAUAGUUGUGGCUGUUAACAAGAUGGAUGCAGCAGACUGGUCCCAGUCCCGCUUCGAUGAGAUGGAGCAGCAGAUCUCCUCGUUCCUAAUGACGGCGGGAUUUCAGUCAAAGAAUAUAUCAUUUAUCCCCUGCUCGGGGCUGCGGGGUGAUAAUGUUGUGGCGCGGCCAGAUGAUAAAAACGCUGCGUGGUAUACGGGGAAGACACUGGUGGAGGAGCUGGAUACGUCGGAACCAUACACGUAUGCGCUCGACAAGCCGCUGCGGAUGACGAUAGCAGAUGUCUUCCGCGGCGGUGUACUGAAUCCGCUCUCGAUAUCUGGCCGGUUGGAUUCUGGGCACUUGCAGGUGGGCGAUCAACUGGUCACCAUGCCCAGUGGGGAACGAUGUACCAUCAAGGGCGUGGAGGUUGAUCGGGAACCGAGCGAUUGGGCUGUAGCAGGCCAGAAUGUAGUAUUACACCUGACAAACAUUGACAGCGCGCAUGUGCGCAGCGGAGAUGUACUCUGCAGUCCUACCAGUCCCGUGAAGAACAUCACGUCUUUUACAGCGAAGGUGCUUGCGUUUGAUCAUCUGACGCCCAUGCAUAUUGAUGUGCAUCGGGGGCGGUUGCAUGUCCCCGGGCGCAUAAGUCGGCUUGUGGCUUUGUUGGACAAGGGGAGUGGGGGUGCGGUGCGCAAGAAACCGAAGAUCGUGGGGCCGGGGAAUGUGGCGAGGAUUGUUGUUGAGAUGGAGCGGGCAAUUCCGUUGGAGGCGCCGGGUAGGGUUGUGUUGAGGGCUGGUGGAGAGACGGUUGCGGCGGGUUUGUUGGAGGGGUGA